Ilex paraguariensis (yerba mate) is the source of this 981-nucleotide messenger RNA. The record is from the annotation of a GenBank genome assembly. Lineage: Eukaryota; Viridiplantae; Streptophyta; Magnoliopsida; Aquifoliales; Aquifoliaceae.
AUGUUAAUCUUUCGUCAAUUCACCCACAAAACCCCCAAAUCAGCCACACUUCUUUGCAAUACCUCUCGCUUCCUCACCACCCAAAGUCCUCACCCAUUUCCAGACCAACCCAAUUCCUCCGACUACGACGACCUCAUCAAUGCCGCCGGCCGUGAAAGAGACUUCGCCGCCGUCCGCCACCUCCUCAACAAGCGCGUAAGAGACGGUUGUUUCAACACCACCAAAACCUUCAAGUUCAUCUCCACCGACCUGUCCGUACUCGACGACCUUUUGCAAUCCCUCUCUCUUCUCGAUAGAGGGUUUCCCAGGAAGAGCGCGCACGACUCUCUCGUCGGUCGUCUCUCCAAGUUGCAGAGAACGGAUGAAGCCCUGCGAUUGGCGGACAUUAUGGUCAAGAAUGACUAUGGCGCUAAUGCGUGUACGUUUCAUCCCAUUCUCAACGCCCUCACGAGGCAAAAGAGAAUGGACGAAGCAUGGCGCGUGAUGGAGUUGAUCAGAGAGAAUGGGAUUACACCUGAUGUGACGGCUUAUAAUUAUCUGCUGACCGCUUAUUGUUUCGCCGGAGACGUGAUGUCAGCGGCCAGAGUACUGACGAGAAUGGUGGAGGAGGGAAUGGAGGCAGAUACGAGGACGUAUGACGCGCUGGUUCUGGGAGCGUGUAGGGCGGACAAGGUGGAGGGGGCAUUGGUGGUGCUGAGGAGAAUGGUGAUUGAUGGAGUGCCGGCGUUGUAUUCCACUCAUGCACACGUUAUUGGGAGUCUGCUGAAGUUGGGUCAUUAUGCGCAGGCGGUGGAGCUUGUGAUGAGCUAUGGUGGGAGGGAUAAGGGGUUAGAUACAGAGAAUUUUGGGCUUUUGGCUAAUCGAUUGAUUAAUUUGAGAAGGUUUGAUGAUGCUAAGUUUGUAUUGGAGGAGAUGAGAAAAAUGGGGCUGGCAAUGGGCUACAGAUUGAAGGAUUUUUAUGACUUACAUAUGAAUAAUUAA